CACGUUUCACGAGGAGUGAAAAGGCGGUCACUCGGUACGCCGCCGUGGCUGCUUUCACCGGCGAUGGAAUAAUGCCGAUCAAGCCUUAACGGUACGCUGUAAACUCAUGCCUUCCGUAUUUCCUUCGCGAACCACCAGCAAAAUGAUCGCGGAUCUCGGGUGAUCGUCGGUGUAUCGCCGAGAAGGUUCGUCGCAGUGUCUCGCGAGUGUUUGUCGGUGUUGUUUAUUGCGCGUCCGUACGAGUGUGAAAAACGUGGAGAUACAACGACUACGUUUAGCCUCGCGCUUCUUCUCGAGGAUCGACUCGGUUGUAUAGUAUGGAAACGACGAUGUACAUCAGCAACGAGCCGCAGAACAACGGUCACUCGGCCACCAAAUACGCCUCCACGAACUCGAUUCCGUCGAUGAUGGAGAAAGAGUCGUCGUUCGCAAAACUGAUCGGCGCAGUCGGUAGGCGGGACUCGAGCGCUAUCUUGCGUGACAAUAAGGGAAGGAGGCAUAGCGUGUUGGAGGAUUUGAAGGCGCGAAGGGACAGCUUGUUCCAUAGGGCACGACGUGGCAGUGUUGUCGAAGAGAAGGAGAAUAAUACGGCGACGAAACAAGUGCAAAAGGAGAAAAGGCGAGCGAGCGAAGGUGGCAGAAGGUGUUCGGUUUUUUACGUGUCUCAGGAUUUACUCGAAGAGAAUCAGGAGUUGUUAGAAAACGAGAGAAUACAGGCAGACCUCGAGGGAAAGAAGGGUCGGAGAAAAUCGUGGCAUAUUCUCGCGAAGCCACCGAAACUCGAUCGAAAGAGGAGAAAAGGUAUCGCUGGUGUUCCGACACAGGUUGGAAGCACCGAUGGAUUGUACACACAAACUAGACAGAAGAGGCCUUCAUGGUGGAAUAUAUUCGUACCUGACUCUGUCGCCAGGUCCAGGCGAAUGUCCCAGGACAUCACGCAUUCGAGAUCCACCGAGAACCUCACCGCGCCUUACUUCAGGAGCAAGAGCCGCAGCGUGGAUCAUGGAUCCACCGCGCCUCUCGGCUGGGAUCUAGACUCCUCCAAGAAUAAGGUGGAAGGACGAUUCGAGUCCGUCGACGAGUUCACGAAGGAUUCAGACACGGAGAGCGAGGAUGGCGCGGCGACGCGGUUAAACUUUAACAUCAUCCCUUACACGGUGGGCGACAGGGACACGUUGACGUCGGUGGCCGCGAGGUUCGACACGACGCCAUCCGAGCUGAGCAAAUUUAACAGGCUCGGAAGUACUUUCAUUUACCCCGGUCAGCAGCUGUGGAUACCGGUGGAAGGAGAAGGUCGGACAAAAGGCGGAACAACUACGAGCGCGCCCAGUCCGGAUCCUUGUCACGAUCAUGACUCCCAGGAUGACCUACCUCCAGAGGAAAAAGAACUCUUGGAUAACCUCAUGGUCAGGGUGUUAUUGGUGGAGUGCUACUAG
This is a messenger RNA of Habropoda laboriosa, 1436 nucleotides long. RefSeq lists its product as uncharacterized. Bases 318 to 1436 code for a protein of 372 amino acids. Lineage: Eukaryota; Metazoa; Arthropoda; Insecta; Hymenoptera; Apidae. The record is from RefSeq and is a predicted model, not a curated record. The transcript has 8 exons.